This is a messenger RNA of Petromyzon marinus (sea lamprey), 8153 nucleotides long. RefSeq names its product 5-hydroxytryptamine receptor 2B-like. Gene Ontology annotation, cellular component: plasma membrane; dendrite. Gene Ontology annotation, biological process: phospholipase C-activating serotonin receptor signaling pathway; release of sequestered calcium ion into cytosol; serotonin receptor signaling pathway. Gene Ontology annotation, molecular function: neurotransmitter receptor activity; G protein-coupled serotonin receptor activity. The record is from RefSeq and is a predicted model, not a curated record. NCBI's taxonomy places the organism in Eukaryota, Metazoa, Chordata, Hyperoartia, Petromyzontiformes, Petromyzontidae.
AACAGCUGUUGCCUGCCCUGCUCGCCUCCCACCCAGUGCGCGUAGCUCCACCCCUGCUUCUCAUUGCUGAUGAGCGGCGGGUGAGUGAGGACUGCGUGUUGGUAGCACUCGUGUGUGGGAGGGAGGGCUCUUCCCGUGGUCGGCUUCUUGUGUGGCGAGACAGUCUUGAGUUUGAAAUAUCAGGCCAUCAAAGCCAUCAAUUAUUCCAGUUAUCCACCCACCCAUACACUCAGCCAUUUAUCCAUCAUUCAUCCACCCACUGACACACACGCCAACUCACCCACCCACCCACGUGCUCUAUCAGGCGAACAUUCCGUCGAGUUAAGCGAGAAUCAUCAUCGGCAGGCAAAGCGUGGAGCGGAGUCUGAAGGAGAUGGAUCGCCACUCAGGACAAGGACGUUCCGGAUUGGCGCCUUUCGUGUACGCAGUCUCCCGUUUCGAUUAAAAGCCAAGGAGGUGUCCGUGCGAACAGCAGCAAAGAAAUCAUUGGUGUGGUGCCGCCGUGCCAAAGUGGCGAUGAUUCCAAAAGAUCGCUCGUGAGCAAUGAUCCACGGGGAAGCCCAAGCGGGCCGUGCGGUGUCCUCAUCGCGAGGAUCGUCAGCGACACACGGCCACCGCGGCCGAGCCGCGGCCCCCGGUCUCCCCGCCAGCCGCGGCAGGCGGCACGAGGUCCAGAGCACGGCGUGCGACAGUCGGCUGGAGGGGCGACCUGAAGCGACGUGGCGAUAGUGUCGAACGAGACCGCAGGAGGUAAACGCCCUCCUUCCUUCAGUGAGAGACGACCCAAGCUUUUGCCACGAAAUUUACUGCCCGACACGGCGCUCGGGCGCUGGCAUGUUAUUGCGCGUCACCGUCCCUCGGUGUACACAGGUGCAAUAAACUGAUACACAUUGUCCUCUGUUUAGAUUAUAAAGGGCUAUAAAAAGGAAAUAAGACUGAUGAUUUGCGUGCCGUGCACGAUGCGUACACAGAAGGCCGUCGCGCCUGCGACGUCCACACUUGGAGUCCCCGCGGCAUGACUCGUUCGCGCAGCGCGCCCCACUACACACGCCGAGAGCCUGGUUAUGCCACGGAUUGCCAGCAUGGACAAGAUUAGAGCCAUGGAGCAAUGGCGGAUGCCGGCUAUUUACUGCUGUCCGCUCUCGCAAACAAUGCGAGUGUGCCGGCCAGGGGUCGCUUUGCCACGACACAUGGCGGCGGUGCCGCGACGGCAGCAGGGCCGGUGAUGGCGGCAGUGCCCUGGGAGCCACGGCACCUCCUGCGCGACGGCACCGCGGCCGCCGACCCGGGCAACCGCGCCAGCGCCCUGAACUCCUCCGUGCAGACGCUGAUCGCGGGGCUGCUGUCCGAGCAGAGCGUGCCACCCUGGGGCAACGCCACGGUGCCGGCCUCCACCGCUUCGGCUCCGACGCCGACCCCGGUGCCGGGCGGGGGCGCCCAGAACUGCAGCGCCGGCGGCGGCGUUGGCGCCGGCAGUGGCGGCACCGGCGGCGGCGGCAACUGCACGGUGCUGUCGCCGGGCCUGGCCUGCGCCACCGCGGCGGCUGUGGCGGGGCCCGACGGAGCCGAGCUCAACUGGCCGGCGCUGCUCUUCCUCCUGGUGGUCGUGCUGACGGUGGGCGGCAACCUGCUGGUCAUCCUGGCCGUGUGGCUCGAGAAGAAGCUGCAGACGGCGACCAACUACUUUCUCAUGUCGCUGGCGGUGGCCGACCUGCUGGUGGGGCUGACCGUGAUGCCCAUCUCCGUGAUUAACAUCCUCUACAACAUGCGCUGGCCCCUGCCGUGCGAGAUGUGCCCGGUGUGGGUUUUCCUAGACGUGCUCUUCUCCACCGCCUCCAUCAUGCACCUGUGCGCCAUCUCCCUCGACCGCUACAUCGCCAUCAAGAGGCCCAUCCAGCACAGCCGCUUCAACUCACGCAGCAAGACGCUGCUCAAGAUCACCGCUGUGUGGGCCAUAUCUAUUGGAAUCGCGAGCCCCAUCCCGGUGCUGGGCCUGCAGGACCAGCAGCACGUCUUCGUGAACGGCGCGUGCAUCUUGAACAUCCAAAACUUCAUCAUCUAUGGCUCGGUGGUCUCGUUCUUCCUCCCUCUGCUCAUCAUGGUCGUCAUCUACGUGCUCACCAUCCGGCUGCUCCGCGGACAGGUCGGCCUCAUGGAGGUCAGCCGGGGCAGCAGCUCGGUAUCGGCCGUGACGUCGGCGUCAACCAGGAGGGGCAGCGAGCACCAGCGUGUCAUCUUCCGCCACAAGGAGACGCUGGAGCGCCUGCCGACGCUGCUCGACGGCGAGCGGUUGAGCGCGGUCGGCGGUGCCGCGGCCGCCGUCGCCGCCUCGAUGGGCACGCUGCGCAGGACGCAGGCUGCGCACAGCCGCUCGGCGCAGGCGCUCAGCAACGAGCGGCGUGCCUCCAAGGUGCUGGGCAUCGUCUUCACGCUCUUUCUCGUCAUGUGGUGCCCCUUCUUCGUCACCAACGUGACGUCGGCGCUGUGCCCCGAGUCGCUGUGCAGCGUCGAGGCGAUGGCCAAGCUCAUGGACAUAUUCGUGUGGGUGGGCUACGUGUCUUCGGGGGUCAACCCGCUCGUCUACACGCUCUUCAACCAGACGUACCGCCAGGCGUUCCGCCGCUACGUCGCCUGCGACUUUCGUCGCGCGCGCCACCGCAGCUCCUCCAAGGAGCUCACGCAGGCCACGGUGCUGGGCUCGCGCCGGCGGGCGUCGCUCGCGCCCAACGGGCGCCUGCACUCCGUCGACAGCGCCGCCAUCGGCGUCGUCGGCGCCGGCCACCACCACAACGGCCACCGGCACCGGCGGUUGUCGGAGGCCGCCGUCUCGCAGGCGGAGUGGUGCGGCGUGGCGGCGCUGUCGGCGGACGCGGCGCCGGUCGCCCGGCACGUUUACGAGGGGACCAGCUGCGUGUGACUCGGCGGUUGGCAGUGGCGGCUGCAGUGGCGCCGUGACCGCGUGUGUGCACUUAUACGAGGACUGGUUUUGCCGUUUGCGACCGAUGGGGAAAAAAAGCCACUGCUCUAUGGGAAAGGGGACUGCAGCUGCUGAGUAAAUUUUUUGCACGCUUUCCAUCUGUUUUUGUGUUUCAGGUUCAGCAGAACCUCGUUUUGAGAAUUUCAGGGUUCAUGAAGAGUGCUUUUUGUGAGGUGUUUGUUACGUUUUACUUCUCUUCCCAUUUCUUGACGCAUUGACUCCAUUUUGGAACUCUCACGAAGCAGCUUGCAACAUGCGUCAGAGAAUGGCCGAUGGAAAAUAAUUUUCACGGAACAAUCCUUCCAGGUGGCCUCUUAAGCUGUAAACGGUCGGGAACGCAAUUUCCACAUUCCUUUCCGCAAUGAGAUGGUUUGUCGCAUGGCAGUCAAAGUGAUCCCUUUAAUUAACAAAGAGCUGAAGUUCAAUCGAAUCGAUUGCAUUAUCAAUUAGAACGGGGGGUUGUUUGUUCGUGUGGUCAUUGGUGACUGCCGGGUUGAAACCAUCAACUCACCUUGAGAAACCAGUUUAAUCAACGGGUGGCUCUUGUGACCCGGAUUCAAGCCCAGCAUCUAAAAUCUUGACUUAAAGCUUUUGUGACUGCAGGAAUUCAUAUUCUUUGGGUGUUUCGGUAAAGUCACGUAGAUAGGUUCAAAGAAGGUAACAAAAAAUAAGAAUUUAUUAUUUUAUGUUAUUUUCAUUCAAUCCAGCAUCUCAGUUUUGCAAUUCCGAGGUCACGACUUGAUUCAAAGGCUUGGCUUUGUUUUGGCAUUUUGGCGGAAGCGGAAUAUCUUCAGGGGUCACGGGAACUGAUGCCACGUAACGCAUACGAAUGGAGAGUAAUCAAUUCUUAAAGGCGCGAUCCGAUGCGGGUAUUGCGAGAGAAGUAUUUGGGUUUCAAAAUCUAUGGUCACUCAAGUCCAGUGGUCACUCACAAUCAACUGUUUAAAGCAGCGGUUCUCAGAGUGCGGUCACCGCACCGCCGGCGGUCCACGAUGCUCCUCCAGGUGAUCCGCGGGGCUGUAUCGCAAACUCAGCUUAAUCUGGACAAUAACGACGUUUGCAACUUUUGUUACCGACAUUGAUAUUUUUUUAAUAAUUAAAAAAAUUGAAGUCAGGUAAACUACACAGAUUAAACUAGCCUCACCAUGACAUAUAAAUCCCCCCCCCCUCUAAAAAAGCCCUUUUGGCUGCAUUUAAACAAAUAAUGUUUUCAUGUUCCAGUAAUAUGAAUCAUGUUGUAGUAAUGGUAUUUAGUGAGAGAGAGAGAAGGGAAUACAUUUUGUCACCAGGGGAGGGGGCUGAGUGGUUCGAGGGGAUAAACAAGUUUAAGAAACGCUGCAUGAGAGAAACAUUGGUCUAAAACACUGGGGAUCGUUCCUCUAAGAAUUAAUUAUUUUUAAAACGUACGCAAAAUACACAACAUCUUGAGGUGAUAACACUUUAGGCCAACGGGAUUUCUGCGUACGGCUGGUGUGGAUGUUGAGCGACAGCUGCAGCGUCACGGUGAGGAGGCGUUUGAGCCCGGGCGAUUGCGUCAGGAGUAGCGGAGCAGUGCGUCGCUGCUGCUGCGAUGACGACGCCUCCUCCUCCUCCGUGUUUGUGAACCGGCCAUCGAGUCGUUCUCAAUGCCCCUAGGUUCUGCUGAGGGUGACCAAGGUCGCCGCACACUGCCAGAGAUUUUCAUCUUCCGUCCGUGCUUUGUCAUCAAUAAGUGUCCGCAUCAGCUGCUGCCACGGUUUGCGUGAGCCUCGCGGAAGAUCGAAGCCGGCCGGGGUUAUCCCACGAUGACAAAACGGAACCAACGGCAAAGAUGAAAACGAGUCGGCGAAAAUGAGACGAGAAAAAAAUCGAUUCGAAUCUUGGGCGCCCCCAGAUCGUGACGAUUCAUUGAAAUUCCCGGGAGGGGGAGGGAUGGUGUAUCAUUACAUGACCCGUUCGUUACCCCUGGUAACCUCAUUUUUACCACUCAAUGCUCUGUACAUUGGUGAACGGGAUACGGGUUCUCACACAACUUGUGUGUGAGAAUGUAUUUAGACAGACAAGGUUCUAUACGACCAUAGAUCAUCUCCUAUUCAUGACAAAGGUCUUCCAGCCUCAACCGUUACCUGCAAACGUAUUAUUCCAUCCGCUAUAUUAAAUCACUUGUAUAGUAUUUAUUUGUUAACCUGUGGAAGAGCAGAGACGGUUAGGGAUCGAAUUUCUCCUGAUAUUGUAGGGGGAUGCAAGUGACAUUGUUCAUAGGUCCUGCAGUUAUCUCGGUAUAAUGAGGGAAGUGAAUCGUAUUAACACUAAAACCACGGCGUAAUUUCUCAAGGAAUAUUUUCCUAGGAAGUUGCGGGAGGUGGGUCGUUGAAAUCUUUCUAGAGCUCAGCCCCGGACAGCUCCAGCUGAAAUUAAAAGUUAUUGAAGCAAACAAACGGCAGCCUGGGUUUUUGUUACUCUGCUGCUCGAGCUGCACCCCAUGGGGUUCCACACAAAAUUGUAAAUCAACACCCGAGGUGUUUUAACUCGUGCUGGGAGAUAAUUAAAUGUACCACUUUACAGAGGGCAAAUGGGAAACAUUGCACCAUUGACUUUCGGGUCAGUUCGCCGUGGAAGUAAAAUGUGCGCCGUGUUCCCUCGUUCGCCCGACACAGCCAGUUCAGAAAGUUGUCACGUGUUGAACUGACGUGGCCAAUUGAUUACUCCUUCAGCAGCAACACCGAUGUCGUGACAGGUGCUGCAAGGUCCGAGCGUGUCCGUCCAGCGCUCGCCGAGCUGCAUUGACUUGCCGAACGAAUAGUUUGUUAUAAGGUCGCCCUGAUUACACACAAAGUGCUUGCCAAAUUGAACCACAAUAUCUUGCUGAUCUUGUCAAGGAGCAUAAACCAUCACGUGAACUCCGGUCCAUCCUCGCAAGCAGCCAGCUUUUGUCUGGCCAUCGACCAAGGAAGGUCACCGCAUCGCUCGCUUUCAGAUGCGCUUCUGCGGCCAUCUGGAACGCUCUUCCUUUUGAUAUUAGGAAGCCACUGGAGCUAUGCACUUUUACAUCUAGAUUGAUCAUUUUUUUAGAACUGCUUUUUGUGUUGUUUGUUGUCCUUCCCUUGCACCUCCGAUUGGCAAUGUAUGGUGUGAAAGAAGUUCAACAUACGUACACCGGUGGGUGGGUGCUGUUGUUGGAGAGCGAUCCACACCACGUUGAACAUUGCGUACGGACUCACGCUGGUAGUUUAAACCAGCAUCAUCAGGCAGUUGGAUUGCUUUCCAACAUAAUCGCUGGUGCUGCUGAAGCGGUAAUAAAUUGCAACGUUUGUUCAUCAGCUUUAUUAAUUGCCUGUGUCGGGUGGAGGAGUGUGUACGAUGCACAUUUUACUUUGCGCAAUCUGACCCAAAAAUAAUUUAUGAGUCGUAAUAUUUGUCGCGAAAGCCUACGUGUUAAUAUGAAGUGGAAACGCUGUUUACCCCCUUAACCUUAGGGAGGAGGAGAAAAAACCGGCAAAAGGAGAUUCCCUCCUGCUCAUUGCAAGGCUAAUUAAAACCAACCACAGCUGAGGCAGCACACUGAGCCAGUACCGUUGAGGACCUGGGUUCGACUCCAGGGUGUCAGCCUGGCCACCAAUGACUGCGCACACACAAAAAAAACGUCAUAUUAAAUUUGGUGUAUCGCUAAAAUGUUGGCUAGAACCCAGCUCCGAGAAACACCGACUUUAGAGUUUUGACUGCCAUGCAACAAAAGUUUAUCUGGUCGCAGGGCGUGUCGGAACACGCAGCGCCCUCUAGUGCGUGGAGGGAGGUCACUUGCAGGGAUCUCAGAAGUAGUUCUGUGAUAUCCCCAUCCACGGGCCGUUUUCCAACGCACGAGAUGACGCGCUCCCACUUCGGGAGAGAGAGUUUCACCGCCACACGACUCCGACAAGCACAAAUAGGAGUGACUUUGUGAAACGGGAAAAAAAAACUAAAAUUUUACAAAAAGAUUCAAUGGAAACGCUUUACAUGGAACAGCAGGAAUCAGUUGCCAGGUGAAAUAUCAACCACAGCAACCGCCACUGCCAAAAGACCGCUGAGUUAAAUAGCACAUCAAAAACGAUCGCGGUCACGGUACGCUUCCCGUCAUAGCUUGCGUUGCAGAAGUCAACCGUGGGCGUAGUGGGCCGAUACCCAUCGAUUAAUCACGAAUUCUUAUGCUCGCAUUGCACACGUCGAUUCGCAUGACCCCUGCUGAGCAAUAGAGGUUGCUACCAUUUACCGUAAUAUAGUUACAAAAAAUAUACAACAAACGAAUCUUCAAUAGAAUGGCAACUCUGAAGUGUCGCGGGGGGAAGAAUCGUUGCAGUCCAUAAUAUUGUUUGCCCGUAACGCAAAACCAUGGAGGUUCUUCGCGGUUGCGCUGCACACAAUCUGUGAUGCGCUCUCCCGGUUGAGCCGCGCGGAACGUCAGCACGACGUCAGACGUUUCCGCUGCCGUCCAUUGAAUUCAGUUAAUUGAAGAAGCUCCCCCCGCCCCCCCCCCCCCCACCCCUAGCGAACACGUGCGGAGCGAAACGUCGGACACGUUGCGCCGACAAAACCACGCCGUGGUACGGGCGUGAAACGUUGGACACGUCACGCCGACAAAACCACGCUGCGACACGGCCGCGACAAGGGCAUCGGAGAGCUUCCAUCGACUGUAUUUGUCGUUGAGACCCAAAAAAUCUUCACGCCACCUCUUUGAUUCCACGGUGUAAAACGAGGAAUGUUGUCUGCGUAAUUUAAGUGCGUCUUACCGCGCGACGAGGUCUCGGUUUAUGCACAAUGUACAUAUAUACAUUAAGAAGACGUUUAUAUUUCCAAGCACUUGUGUAUAUACCCGGUGCUUUCUACGUACAGUAUUUAAAAUAAAUAUAUGAAAUUAUAAAAGGCAGAGUACAAUGCGAAUGUAAUUGCCGUUUUUUGUUUGUUGAGGAAGCCGUUUAAUGUUGUCAAUGAGACUAAUAAAGUAGGCGGUGUACCUACAGCAGUGUCUUCUGACCUCCUCUGCUUCAAACGUCAUCGACGCCUUUUAUUACUGCGGGGGGGGGGGGGGGGGGCAACAGUGAGGGGUUGGUGGAUCGCCAGGAUGCGAAACAGCGACAUUGUUUGUUGGCCUUCCUCCGCACCUCUGAUUAGCAUGGUUGGCUUCGUACACUGCGAAAGAAGUUCAACAUACAUACCUCUGAAC